Ruditapes philippinarum (Manila clam) is the source of this 733-nucleotide messenger RNA. Its product is annotated as heat shock 70 kDa protein 12B-like. Lineage: Eukaryota; Metazoa; Mollusca; Bivalvia; Venerida; Veneridae. The transcript has 4 exons. The annotation marks the transcript as partial. The record is from RefSeq and is a predicted model, not a curated record.
ACGUAUACCAAAUGGAAAAAUACAUAAUUCACUUUUUAUGAUUGACAGAAAUUUGAAACCGAAAGGAAGAAAUUGAUGGUAGCAGCAAUAGAUUUCGGGACAACCUUUUCCGGAUGGGCAUAUUCCUUUGAUUUUAAUCCGUCAAAAAUAUCCUGCAAGCAGUGGUGCAGUGGAAACAGUAUUUCUAUGAAAGCACCAACAUCAGUUUUAAUCCAAGCUGAUGGAAACACAUUGGAAGCGUUUGGUUACGAAGCUGAGGAAAGGUACGCGGAGUUAGCAGACGAAGAGAAACAUAGACCAUACUUUUACUUUCAACGCUUCAAGAUGAUGCUGUUUGACAACAAGCACCUGACAAGAAAUGAGGAUUUAGCAGAUGACAGUGGAAAACGUUUACCUGCAAAACGUGUAUUUACUAUGGUGAUUAAGUAUCUUAAAGACGAUUUAAUGGAUGACUCGAGAAAACGACUAACUGGCAUCGUAAAAGAGGAAGAAAUACAGUGGGUGUUAACUGUGCCUGCAAUAUGGACCCCACCAGCUAAACAGUUUAUGAGAGAAUGUGCUGUAGAAGCAGGUAUACGGUCACAAAAUCUGUUGAUAGCUUUAGAACCAGAGGCAGCAUCUCUGUAUUGUAAAUACCACAUGAUAGAGAAACAAGAUAAAGAAAAUCGCCGAGAGUCUGAAGUUGUUUUUUCCUUUAAACCUGGGGAAAGAUAUAUGGUUGUCGAUGCCGGAG